UGUCAAACCAGUAAAACUCCUAGAGCAUGUUAAAAUGGUUGGUUUGUGGCUUUCAAGUUUAUAUUGAUUGCAGAACUGCGGAUUUCCCUUUCCUCAGCAGAAGCAGCAUGGAAUCGCUGAAUUGCUCCCUGAAUGAGGCAAUCACUAUUGGACUUGGGUUCUUUAUCAGCUUUUUCUUCUUUGUGUAUAAGCUGAGGAGCAAUGGCAGGAAACUGAAGUUGCCUCCUGGACCACGUCCAUGGCCUGUUGUAGGAAAUCUCCAUCUCCUGGGAAACCUUCCUCAUCAGGCUUUGGCAGCUCUGGCAAAGAAAUACGGACCCAUUUUUUUUCUACGCUUGGGCUCAGUCCCCACAGUUGUGGUAUCUUCCCCUGCCAUGGCAAAAGAGUUCCUCAAAACCCACGAUUUGGCCUUCGCCAACAGACCAGUAUGUGCACAUGGGAAAGAUGUAUGUUAUAAUCAUCAAGAUGUGGCAUAUGGCCUCUAUGGAAAGUACUGGAGGCAUCUGAGAAAGCUGUGCACAGUGGAGCUUCUCACAGCGAAGAGAAACGAGUCUUUCAGAUUCGUGAGAGAGGAGGAGGUAUCUGCCAUGGUGGCCUCCAUCUGGAAGGAAAGCGAGCGUGGAACAAAGUUUGUGGAUAUGAAGAAGAGGCUCUCCAACCUUUCUCAAAAUAUCAUCUGCAGAAUGUUUGCCAGCAGAACGUACUCUGAUGACGAAUUGAAUGGAGGGCAGGGUUUCAAAGAAAUGGUUAACGAGGUAUUUUCUGUGGCCGGGGCGUUUUGUGUUGGCGAUUUUGUUCCUUUUCUUGACUGGCUGGACUUCCAAGGAAUCCAUCGUCGCAUGAGGGCUGUUCACAAACUAUUGGACGGAUUUGCUGAGAAAGUAAUUGAUGAGCACAUUGAUGGCAGAGUGGGAAAAGGAAACCCUAACGAAGAAGAUCGUGUUCAAGACAUGGUAGACGUGCUGCUUGACAUGGCGGAAACGGAGGGCCAGAUAAUCUCACGAGUCCACAUCAAAUGCAUCAUCAUAGAUAUGUUGAGUGCAGGAACAGAAACAUCGUCGACAUUAUUGGAAUGGGCAAUGAGUCAGCUCCUGAGGAAUCCUGCCAUGCUGGCUCGAGCACAGCAAGAGAUCGAAUCAGCGGUGGGCAGAGACCGCAGAGUAAAGGAGAAUGACGUUGUGAAGCUAGACUAUUUGCGAUGCGUGGUGAAAGAAACUUUUCGGCUACAUCCGCCAUUACCUCUGCUCAUUCCGCACGAGUCGAUGGAAGGCUGUGACGUGGAAGGAUAUUUCAUUCCACCAAAGACGAGGCUGUUUGUGAAUGUGUGGGCAAUGGGAAGGGAUGAAAACAUUUGGGAAGAUGCUCAGCAGUUUAAGCCAGAGCGGUUUAUAGGCAGUAAUAAGGAUGUAAAAGGUCAGGACUUCGAUUUGCUGCCCUUCGGAACAGGAAGAAGAGGAUGCCCUGGGAUUUCCUCGGGUCUUUCGACUGUUGAGUUGGCACUUGCUCAGCUGCUUCAUUGCUUUGAUUGGACUGUGGAGGGUGAGGUGGAUUUGGAGGAAGAGUUUGGAUUGGCUAUUCCCAGAAAAUAUCCACUGUUUGCCUGUCCUUCGUGGAGGCUCACUGCUGAGUGUCUUAUUUAAGAAACUAUUUCCCAUCCUCCUUACUGCUAUUGCAUAUUUAGUAUUAGUAAAUUCAUAAUGUACUCCAGUAAAGGGCAGUCGUAAGUGUUCUCAACUGUCAUGACUAGUUAAUAGGGGUUGUCAAGCAAAAGUGUGUAGCACAAGAAUAUUUUUCAGAUUUCCUCCACCGUAUUGAGUGCAUCAGCUCCAGAGAUUUCUGUUCCCUCGCCAUUUCAGAUUGUACUGCAAAUGUUACAACAAUAUCUUAUUUCAGAUUUGAUUUGUUGUGAGUGUGAAAUAGACAGUUUGGUCUUGCUUUUGUGAUUUUAAUUUACAAUAAUUAAUAUUGUAAUAC
This is a messenger RNA of Cryptomeria japonica (Japanese cedar), 1974 nucleotides long. RefSeq names its product cytochrome P450 71AU50. Lineage: Eukaryota; Viridiplantae; Streptophyta; Pinopsida; Cupressales; Cupressaceae. Bases 27 to 1640 code for a protein of 537 amino acids. Gene Ontology annotation, molecular function: heme binding; oxidoreductase activity, acting on paired donors, with incorporation or reduction of molecular oxygen; iron ion binding. The record is from RefSeq and is a predicted model, not a curated record. The transcript has 2 exons.